AUGCCGACCACACAUCUUCCCGGCCACCUGGACUCACUGCGACAGAAGGCGCGACCGAAACACCAGCUGCUGGUGCUCAAGUGCUAUCCGCGACUGCCCAAAAACUCCACCGCAGACGUUAAGCCCAACUCAUCGGAGCUGAGCUACCUCCUGUACUAUGCCUCGACCAGGCAGGACAAGCUGACCAAAGUCGGCACUUUUCUCGAGCAAAAGACGGCCCACGAUGUGUACCGCUACCAGAGCACCCGUGUGCUAGUCACGCUCCAGAUCCUCACGGCAUUACUCGAGCACAAGGAGAUCAGCCGCGCCAGUGGCUUCGCGCUCAUCGCACCUUCGGUGCUGCGUAUCUUGCGUGAUAUCAUAAACAACACCAACGACAUCAGCUUGAUCGAAGCGACUGCCGCCACCUGGCAUGUCUUCUGUCAGCACCAGGAUGUUGCCAACCUCGCCGCAGACUCGGAGUAUCGCACGCUGUAUGAGGAGGUAGUACGUCUGUACGGCUCGCUAGCCAAGAAUCAUUCCCACAAACUAGGCAAGUCGACACAGCCUGUCGCCCACCACGAUGCCAUUCGCCUGCGAAAGACAGGCGCUGAAGCAGUCAAGAGCAUAUUCGGUAUGAGCGAGCUGAAUCGCAAUUGGAACCGGGAGUAUCAUGCCGCAAUUGCUGCUGUUCUCACCAACCUUCGCUGCGAUUCGGAGCAUAAAGAUGGGACAAAUGAAUACCUGCAACAUCUUGUGGCAAUGAGCACCAAGAACGAGGAAGAGGAUCGUCCCUCAACAGUCAAUCGCCGACAAAGCAUCGCCACAGUUCGAACGUUCUCGGGGCUGCCAGAUGAGCAAGACCCCGACCCUCGCACGGCAGAAGGCACCGCACAAGAUGCUGAUCGAUUGGAAGAGGAAGAGGUCGGCUUUCUGGCACUGGAAUGCAUCAGGGCCAUAUUCCAAUCCCAAAAUCGGGCUCAGAUCCGCGAUGGGGCAGUCGCGUUCAUGCGCUACGUAGCGGAUGAGGCAGAGCGGUGUUCCGCUGCGGACGCAGUAUCUGGUCUUCAGCUGUGGGCCGCAACACUGUUCCAACUGAUCACGUCGUGGACGCCGGUGCAGCAGGACCGGUUCAUCCUUUUGUUCACGGCAAACGAAACUCUCACCAGGCACCCACUGGAGAAAUUGCAAGACUUCCGUGUGGCAUCAUUAUACGCAAAGUGCAUCUUAGGCGUGCUACGCUCGGACAUGAAUCUGAUCGGUCUGUCGGUGAUAGACAUGCUUCUCGGCCUCAUCAACCAGACAAUACGCUUGGCAGCAGCUGUUGCGCCUCGCCAAGUUCCUGCGCUUCAUCAGCAACCAGCGGCCGACCUCGAGCGGACGAAUACAACAACUUCACAAACAGGCGCUGCAAGUGAGCUACUGCCGCUGCUCAAAGACUGCAUCGCGAAUCUCGCCCGGCACGUUUAUUACGCAGGCCAAGUGACGGAUAUGAUUAGCUUCAUCAUGCUUCGAGUCAAGGCAGACCCCUCCGCUUCUGAUAAGGAUACGACCGUCGCCACAGAUGGCGGCGUAGGUGACACGAGCUCAACAUUGACUCGUAAUAAGCCAGCUAGUAUCAUUGGUGGUGGCUUCUCCAGUGGAAGCGGGCGCCACACUGCGCUCGAGAUUGUCAAGAACAUUAUCGAGAUUGCGCAAUCAACACGGCAGUACUCAGCGGGCUCCACCACGAUUAAUCGUCAUGCUGUUCCUCUGGGUGUCUGGGAAGGCUCACAAUGGCUCGCCAAAGACAGCAGCGAACUGGUACGACGGACCUACCGAGAAGCACUACUGGCCUGGGCCAAGUAUGAAGCGGAUGAUGGGGAUGCCGCUCUGAUCGACUUCGAAGCCGCCGAUUGCAUAGAAAGAUUGGCGGAUAGCAAGCGACCGGCAUCUUUGCACGGUAGCACCAGUCAAAGCCAUCGCAGCGCGCAUCCACAACUUCUGAUGCUGCCCAAAUUUGGAGAAGAACGAAGAAUGAGCUCUGGGAAGAACUCGGAAGGCAGCGAGGAAAAGCCACGGGCGAGGUCGAAUAACCUAAGGGAUAUCAUCGAUGGGAAAGUCUUUGUUCCUCCUCGAGAGAUGGACGGAAACCCAAUAGACGUAAGAGCACUGAUGGCGACAGUAAAGGUUGACCGCAGCAGAACGGGGCUGAGCAUGGAACCUCCAUAUUAUUGA
Fulvia fulva is the source of this 2196-nucleotide messenger RNA. RefSeq lists its product as uncharacterized. Gene Ontology annotation, cellular component: plasma membrane. The coding region runs from base 1 to 2196 and encodes 731 amino acids. Lineage: Eukaryota; Fungi; Ascomycota; Dothideomycetes; Mycosphaerellales; Mycosphaerellaceae. Gene Ontology annotation, biological process: protein localization to plasma membrane. The record is from RefSeq and is a predicted model, not a curated record. The transcript is spliced from 4 exons.